Racocetra fulgida is the source of this 149-nucleotide messenger RNA. NCBI's taxonomy places the organism in Eukaryota, Fungi, Glomeromycota, Glomeromycetes, Diversisporales, Gigasporaceae. The record is from the annotation of a GenBank genome assembly.
CUUAUAUUGAUUUAAGUUCAUCAAUAUCGUUCGAUGAAAAACAGAAUGGUCUUAUUUAUGCUGCCGACAUUAACAGUUUUGGAAUUAUUAUGAUAGAAAUAUUAACUGGUCGAAGACCCCUCAAUGGUUAUAAUUUUGAUGCUGAAUUA